Molecule: messenger RNA, 1234 nt
Organism: Spea bombifrons (plains spadefoot toad)
Lineage: Eukaryota; Metazoa; Chordata; Amphibia; Anura; Pelobatidae
Gene: TMEM41A
Product: transmembrane protein 41A
Exons: 5
Coding region: 141-914 (257 amino acids)
Source: RefSeq, a predicted model, not a curated record
AGUUGCUAUGGAUACAUCUGCAUACACCCAUCCAUAAUGUCUUGUACUUCCUGUCCUUUCGCUGUGUCGUCCCCUGGCUCUGCGAGCUCCAGGCGCUUGGUUCCAGGACACUAUUAGUUUUCAGUUACCUUUUUGACACCAUGCGUUCUGUUUUCGGCUUCUUCCUUGUGUUUGGAUUCGCUACUUUCUACCUGUAUAUUUUGAGUACCAGCCUGUGGCCUGGCCUAGGACAUGAGUCAAAGAGGUCCUUAGUUUUCCCUUCAGACCUUGAUGAACUACGUGAACUAGCGGACUUCCUUCUGCACUAUAAGCAAGAACACCAAACAUACGUAAUGCUUCUGUUCUGUAGCGCAUACCUGUACAAGCAAAGUUUUGCCAUCCCUGGCUCCAGCUUCCUGAACUUGUUGGGUGGAGCACUCUUUGGACCUUGGUUGGGCCUGUUCCUUUGUUGCACUCUAACCUCCUUGGGUGCCACGUGUUGUUACCUUCUGUCAUAUGCAUUCGGUAAACAGAUUGUGUCACAGUAUUUUCCUGAAAAGGUCUCCGUUUUACAAGCAAAGGUUGAAGAAAACCGUAGCAGUCUGUUUUUCUUCCUACUCUUUCUUCGUUUGUUUCCUAUGACACCCAACUGGUUUCUAAACCUCACCUCUCCAAUUCUGAAUAUCCCUGUGGGGCAGUUCUUCUUUUCUGUCCUUAUAGGUCUUUUGCCAUAUAAUUUUAUCUGCGUCCAGACGGGAUCCAUCCUUUCAAAAAUCAAGUCUCUAGAUGACAUGUUCUCCUGGGGAACGUUACUCAAGUUGCUGGCUAUCGCACUGGUUGCACUAAUUCCAGGAACCGUUGUAAAGAGACUUUCAGACCAAAAUAUAGGACUACGGGACAAAGAUCACUUGCUGAAUAGCAAAAAGUCAAUGUGAGGUAUGGUUGGUGACAGUGGCAUGGUGUGCCAUCUCUCAAAAAGACAUUGACAGAAACCUUGACAUGUUUAAAUGGUGAACAUGCACAUUUAAUGUGAAAAACUGGAAACAAACAGAAAACGGAAUGUUGUGAACCACUUUUGUGUUAAAAAGUUCCACAACGUUACUCUUCUAUGACUGUUAGUCUUACAUAAAUUAUUUUUCUAGCGUUUGGUAAAACCCAUGCUUUUAUCAGUAUGAUUUGUAUUUGAAAUUAGUGAUCUUUGUGUUACUGUGUAAAUUAUGUGAUACAGAACCAUCUUCACUCAUCCAACAUUGCA